Molecule: messenger RNA, 2709 nt
Organism: Mytilus trossulus (common blue mussel)
Lineage: Eukaryota; Metazoa; Mollusca; Bivalvia; Mytilida; Mytilidae
Product: ankyrin repeat domain-containing protein 17-like
Exons: 1
Coding region: 1-2709 (902 amino acids)
Molecular function (GO): protein binding
Source: RefSeq, a predicted model, not a curated record
AUGUUACUUAACAGAGGAGUAAACUAUAACCAAUGUGACAACAAUAAAAGAUCACUUCUAAUAAAGGCCUGUUCCAAAGGUCGUACUGAAUUUGUCAAGAUAUUGUUAGACAACAAAGUAGACUAUAAUAAAUGUGACAGACAGGGACAAUCAUCAUUAAUGUUUGCUUGUAGAUAUGGGCAUAAACAAAUAGUAAGGAUGUUGCUAGAAAGAAGAGUCGACUAUAACAAAUGUAACAAAUGGCGUUGGUCAGCUGUACUGUAUUCCUGUAAACAUGGCCACAGAGACGUUUUAUGGAUGUUGAUACUUCGAGGUGCAAACAUAAAUGUAUGUGAUAAUAAUGGAUGUUCACCAGUAAUGAUUGCUUGUAAACGUGGCUAUACAGAAAUGGUAAAGCUGCUGUUAGAUUACAAGGCAGACUAUUUAAAAUGCAACAAUAAGGGACAGUCACUUAUAAUGCUUGCUUGUAAAUAUGGUCGUACAGAAAUAGUUAGGAUCUUAUUAGAUAAAGGGGUAGACUAUAAUAACUGCGACAAAAUGGGAAUUUCACCUCUAAUGUACGCUUGCGAACAUUGUCAUAUAGAUGAAGUAAGGAUGCUGUUAGAUAUCGGAGCAGACUUCAAUAAAUAUAGUGAUGGUUUAUCACUUCUUUUGAAGGCUGGUAAACAUGGUCAUUUUGGUUUAGUUAAGAUGUUGUUAGAAAAAGGAGCAAGAUUGAAUGAAAGUUACCCAGAUGGAUCUUCACUUUUAAUGAAUGCUUGUGAAAAUAAUCAUACAGAAACAGUAAAUUUUUUGGUAAACAAAGAAGCAGACUUUAAUGAAUGUGACUUUGAUGGACGGUCUCUGCUAUUGAAUGCUUGUAAAAAUAAUAACUUUGAGACAGCAUGUUUGUUAAUAGAAAAAGGAGCGGAGUUAAAUAAAUGUGACAGAUUGGGUCAGUCACCUGUCAUUAAAGCUUGUGAACAUGGUCAUAUAAAAGUUGUUAGUUUGCUGUUAGACAAAGGAGCAGAUCAUGAUAAAGUUGAUAGAAUGGGCCAGUCACCGAUAAUAAAGGCUUGUGAAAAUGGACACAUAGAAAUUGUUAAAGUACUUUUAGACAAAGGCGCAGAAUUUAAUAAACUGAACAGAUCGGGACAAUCACCUAUUAUGAAGGCUUGUGAGCAUGGUCAUGACCAAGUCGUAAGUUUGUUGUUAGACAAAGGAGCAGAUUAUGAUGGGCUUGACAGAUCUGGUCAAUCACCUGUAAUGGAGGCUUGUAGACAAGGUCAUGAAAAUAUUGUAAAACAAUUGAUAGCAAAAGGAGCAGACUAUGAUAGAUUGGACAAAAUGGGUCAGUCUUCUUUGAUUGUAGCUUGUGAAUAUGGUCAUACAAAUAUAGUAAGAAUAUUAUUAGAGAAAGGAGCAGACUUAAAUAAAUGUGACAGAUCAGGUAUAACACCUGUUAUGAAGGCAUGUGAAAAUGGUUAUCCAGAUAUACUAUGGAUGUUGUUAGAUAGAGAAGCAAACUGCAAUGAAUUUGAUGAUAAUGGGAGCACACCUUUAACGACAGCUUGUAAACUGGGUCAUACAAAAAUAGUAAAUUUGCUGUUAGACAAAGGAGCCGACUUAAAUAAAUGUGAUUUUGAUGAAAUGUCACCAGUAAUGGUAGCUAGUGAACUUGGUUUUACAGAAAUAGUAAGCAUAUUGAUAGAUAAAGGAGCAGAAUAUGUUGAACCUAACAUUUUUGGUCAGUCAGCUGUCAUGUGUGCUUGUUGGAGUGGUCAAAUAGAAACCAUGAAGCUGUUAUUAGAUAGAGGCGCAGACUGUAAUUAUAGUGACAAUGAAAACGCCUCACUUUUACUAAGGGCGUGUGAAAAUAGGCAUACCGACAUUUUAAAGUUGUUGUUAGAAAGAGGUGCAGACUAUAAUAAAUGGGAUGAAAAUGAUCAGUCGCCGAUUAUGAAUGCUUGUGAACAUGGUUAUACAGAAAUAGUAAAUAUACUAUUACACAGCGGAGCAGACUUUAAUAAAGUGGACUGUAACGAACAGUCACCUUUAAGUAAGGCGUGUGAACAUGGUAAUACAGAAAUAGUGAAUUUGUUAUUAGAAAAAGGAGCAGAAUUUAAUAAAUCAGACUUGAAUGACCAGUCAGCUCUUAUGAAGGCAUGUGAACAUGGUCAUACAGAAAUAGUUAGUAUUUUGUUAAACAAAGGAUUAGACUGUAAUAAAAUGGACAUGAAUGAUCAUUCAUCAAUUAUGAUGGCAUGUAAACAUGGUCAUACAAAAAUAGUAAGAAUGUUGAUGGAAACAGGAGCAGAAUGGGAUAAAUGUGAUAACCUGGAUCAGUCACCUGUAUUUAUGGCUUGUGAAGAGGGUUAUACAGAAAUUGUAAAGAUGUUGUUAGAAACAGGAGUAGAUUUGAACCGAUGUGACUAUAAUGGUCAGUCACCUGUAAUGAAAGCUUGUGGACAUGGUCAUAUAAAAAUAGUUGGAAUGCUGAUUGAAAGUAUAGCAGACUUUAACAAAUGUGAUGUAUAUGGUCACACAGCUUUAAUGAUGGCUUGUACGCAUGGUCAUACAAAAGUAGUAAAAAUGUUGUUAGAUCGAGGCGCAAACUAUUAUAAAUGUGACAAUAAUGGCAAGUCACCCGUUCAAAUUGCUUCUCUGAAUUGUCAUUAUGAUAUAGUUACUAUGAUUAAUAAACAUGCUUUAAAGGAGAAUCAAAAUUAA